Messenger RNA from Sus scrofa (pig), 2827 nucleotides. NCBI's taxonomy places the organism in Eukaryota, Metazoa, Chordata, Mammalia, Artiodactyla, Suidae. The record is from RefSeq and is a predicted model, not a curated record.
ACAGUCUCACUGGGGUUUAUCUGCUUGAAGAAAAACAAACUAACUAACCAUGCAGCAACUGAACUUUGUAUGUAAAUGCACAUUCAAGUAAGAAAAUUUAUGCUCAUAACUAAGAUAAUAUUGUCCCAUGAGGACAAAAGUCCAGAGUCUCCUUCCCUGCUUCUGAGAUAACUAUAAUCUACGUGGCUGUAGAGCUUGGGAGCCAGAACCCUGGUUCCUGUGACUGAAGCUGGCUCAAGGAUACAGCCCUGGGUGGUACUGUGCCUCCCUUCUGUCCUGGCAUAGGAAGCACAAGGGCACUUUAAGCUCUACAACCCAGAUCAGCAUAAAUCUUGGAAUUUCUUGUGGACCAAGAGUGACAGACGUGAAACAAACUCACUUCUCAGCUGGUAACUCAAACAAUGAGUUGGUUUCAGAGGCUAUUUACAAACUCUGGAGAAGAAGAACUUCAGAAAAAAGUUGAAGAACUUCAGAAAAAAGUUGAGGAAUCUACCCUAUUUUAUCAUCGUGUACUCUUUUCCGGUUUCACAAUAGGAUCAGCUGUACUUCUAUAUAUGUACUUGAAGAAUGCGGACACUGAGCAGAAAAAAGAAGAACUUCAGAAAAAAGUUGAGAAAUCCAAUUUUUUUAAUCUUGUAUUCUUCUUGAGUUUUGUCAUUGGAGCAGCUCUCCUCCUAUACAAGUAUUUUAAAAAAGCGGACACUGAGCAGAAAAAAGAUUGGAGGAAAGAAGAAUUCAAAGCUGUAAAUGUGAUCCUGGAUGCAGCCACAGCCCAUCCUGCCCUCCUCCUAUCUAAGAAUGGGAGACGAGUCACCUGGAAAGGAACAGGUCAAGAUCUACCCAGAUCCACACAGAGAUUCAACUCCAUUCCCUAUGUGCUGGGUCACCUAAGCAUCUGCUCAGGGAAGUCCCACUGGGAGGUGGAGGUUGGGAAUGCGAGUUGCUGGGACCUGGGAAUUUGUAGAGAUAAUGUAACAAAGAAGGAGGAGUUCACCAUGUCCCCGCAGAAAGGUUUCUGGGUUAUUAGGCUCUGUGAUGGGGACUACUGGGCCCUCACCUCUUCAGUAACCCUUCUUACUCUAAAAGAAAAACCCCUUAAGGUGGGGAUAUUCCUGGAUUAUGAGGCUGGAUAUGUAUCUUUCUAUAACAUGACAGAUGGAUCCCACAUUUUCAGCUUUUCCCAGAACAAAUUCUCUGGUGUCCUAAAGCCUUUUUUUAGGCUUUGGUCCUCUGACUCAGGCUUCCUAACCAUCUGUCCAGGUGAAGAAUAGACCAAUGUUGUAAUUUAUAUGCAAACCUUCCAUGAAUAAUAUUUACUUUGGUUCCCAAUGAUGAUCACAAUUUUUCCCUGGUGAGAUACAAAUUGAUUUUUUUUCUCCCCCUUACUGGCUCAUUCUUUGAGAAUGAAGCCCUGGGACAUGGAUUGAUGAAUGCCUCUCAUGUCAGUUCUCCCUCCUAUAUUAGUUAUAGACUUCUUUCUAUUACCUUGUCCUAUGAGAGUCUCAUAUAAAUACUAGAUUUCCUAGUCUCCCUUGCUACAUGUGACUAAGGAGGGUUGGUGUUUUAUAAGCUGAAUUAUUCUGUAUGACUCCUGGGAUGUGUCCUUAAAGGGAAAUUGUGCCUUUCUUUACUUUUUUUACUUCUCUGCUGGCUGGAAUAUGUCAUGAUGGAUGAAACUCAAAGAACAUCUAAGAUCAGGUGCCAUGACAUGGAAGGCAGAGAAGAUAGAAUGUGCUUGAGGUUUUGUUUAAAUUUUAUUAAAGUAUAAUUGAUUUACAAUGUUGUGAUAAUUUCUGCUAUACAACGACAAAGUGUUCAACCAUUCUUGUAUGCACAUCCAUUCUUUUUCAGAUUCUUUUCCCACACAGACCAUCACAGAAUAUUGAGUAGAGUUCCCCAUGCUAUAUACAGCAGGUCUCCAUUGCCCAGUCAUUCCAUGUACCAAAAUAAACAAAUGGGACCUCAUUAAACUGAAAAGUUUUUGCAUGUAAUGUAUGGGCAGUGGGGUCCUACUGUAUAGCACAGGGAACUCUGUGUGCCUGGGUAACUUUGCUGAAUAACAGAAAUUGAAGAAACAUUGUAAAUCAACUAUACUUUACUAAAAAUUUUUUGCACAGCAAAGGAAAAUAUAAACAAAAUGAAAAGACAACCUACAGAAUGGGAGAAAAUAUUUGCAAAUGAAGCAACUGACAAGAGAUUAAUCUCCAAAACAUACAAAUUCAGACAGCUCAAUAUCAAAAAACCCCAAACUACCCAAUCAAAAAACAGAGAAGACCUAAAUUGACAUAUCUCCAAGGAAGACAUUCAGAUGGUCAAAAAACACAUGAUAAGAUGCUCAACAUAGCUAAUUAUUAGAGAAAUGCAAAUCAAAACUACUAUGAGGUACAACAUUAUACUACCCACAAUGGCCAUCAUCAAAAAGAGCUUGAAUUUUUGACAGCUUUGGAGAACUACUCUAUUGCACAAUUCCCAAGUUAUGUUUUGUGAAAAAAUAAGCUUUUGUACCUUUAAGUCAUUUAUAUGUUGGAUAACUGUCACUUGUGAUUGAAUCUAACCCUAAUUGGUGCACUCUUCUUUUAAGAAUGAUGGUGGAUGUUGUGAGCCACACAGGAACACCAUGCACAAAAAUAAACUCAUAAUGGCUUAAAGACUUAAAUAUAGGACAAGACACCAUCAAACUCCUGGAAGAGAACAUAGGCAAAACAUUCUCUGACAUAAACCUUACAAAUGUUUUCUUAGGUCAGUCUCCCAAAACAACAGAAAUAGAGGCAAAAAUAAACCAAUGGAACCUAAGCAAACUGACAAGUUUUUGCACAGCAAAGGAAAC